Messenger RNA from Daucus carota subsp. sativus, 1134 nucleotides. RefSeq names its product chromatin remodeling protein EBS-like. The transcript has 5 exons. The record is from RefSeq and is a predicted model, not a curated record. Lineage: Eukaryota; Viridiplantae; Streptophyta; Magnoliopsida; Apiales; Apiaceae. Gene Ontology annotation, molecular function: chromatin binding. Bases 224 to 844 code for a protein of 206 amino acids.
UACUUUUUUUUUUAUCCCCAAAAAGUCUAGGGUUUACAGAACAAUCUCGAAUUUUACCAAAUGACAAAAGACCCAUUUUCUUAAUAUUAUUUUAUUCCACCCCUUCUUUUAUUAUUCCCCAUUCUCUCUAUAUAUUCUGUAACACACAAUUUACACACACAUUACAUUACUACUGUUUUAUUUUCAAGAAAACCCCGUUUUCGAGAUUUCAGAGCUUGAUUCCAUGGCAAAGACCAGACCAGGCAAAAGGGACUUGGAGUCUUACACCAUCAGAAGCACCAACAAAGUUGUAAGAGCUGGAGAUUGUGUUCUCAUGAAAUCAUCUGAACCUGAUAAACGGCCAUAUGUUGCUCGUGUUGAAAAAAUUGAAUCUGAUACUGGGGGUAACGUUAUGGUCAAAGUCAGAUGGUACUAUAGGCCAGAGGAGGCAAGUGGGGGAAGGCGACAGUUCCAUGGCGCGAAGGAAUUGUUUUUGUCUGACCACUAUGACAUUCAGAGUGCCUACACAAUUGAAGGGAAGUGCAUUGUGCACUCCUUUAAGGACUACACCAAGCUUGAAGAUGUAGGUGCUGAGGAUUACUACUCACGAUUUGAGUAUAAAGCUGCUACUAAAGAAUUCACACCUGAUCGUGUUGCAGUUUACUGCAAAUGCGAGAUGCCUUAUAAUCCGGAUGAUUUGAUGAUACAGUGUGAUGACUGCAAAGACUGGUUUCAUCCUGGCUGUGUGAAAUUGACUACUGCGCAAGCAAAGCAGUUAAGUAACUACCUGUGUGAUGAAUGUUCUCCUGAACAAAAUGGGAAGGACUCUUCUGGCCAGGUAGCCAGCAAACGCCGAAGGACCUGAGCUUUGUUGGUUAGCUGUGGUCUGCUGGUUGGAAGAAGCAGCUGGUUUAUCCCAUAUUUUGUUUUCUCAAAUGAAUGACUGUAAUGGUGCACUGUUUCUAGCUGCUUAGGUUGGUUUUUCGCAAUUGAUCAACUUUAUUUCGUUAUGUUAUGGAAUUGACUAGUAUCCUUAGAUUUUUGUUCAUGAUAGGCAAUUUUCAAUCCAAAUAUUAUUGGAAAGCAAUCUUAUGCCACCAAACAUGACAUUCAACUUUCACUGUGAGAUAUAUUUAAUGACUACGAGAUGGGAAA